GUUAGUUUCACUUCUAAUUUCCCCAUUUGGGAGGAGCUCUCCCCGGGAGAUUGUACACACUUCCUGCUCAGGACUGGGCAGCCACACUAGAUGCAGGCUGGGAACACAGGAGGGCUACAAGCCCAGAAAGGGCCCAGGGCAAGAUGAUGGCCAGUGGGGGCACUGAACUCAGCACCAGGGUGUCUGCAGAAGACGAGAACAUAGAAAACAAGCAUAUCAAUGACAUUGCACUCACAUACUUCAAAAAAUAUAAGGUGGAAAUUUCAGGCGCAAUAACAACAACAUUUCCUUUCCUUGAACUUAUCCGGGACCGUGGAUUCAUCACCAAUGAAAUGUAUGAAAAAUCUCAAGAAUCUUUUAAAAAACGGUUUUCUGUACAUGAAGUCAUAUACGAUAUUCUCAGUGAACUGGAGAAGAAAUUUGACAUGUCUGUUCUGCGAGCACUGUUCAGCAAGAUCAUCGUGAAGAAAUACCCUGAUUUAUAUCGCAUUUAUAAAAUAUUCUACAAAGUGAUACCAGAAAUAAAGUCCUUCCUAGAAAGUGAUGGAAAAGAAAAUGAGGAGAGGCUUAAUGACCAACUAAGCCUGGAACAAGGAACUGGUGGUAAUUCAUAUCAAAGACCGAUAUGGAUAGGCCCAGAUGCCACAAAUUACAAUGGUACAGCCCUACCUGAACAUGGACUCUCAGAGCACUGCUGUGAAACACAAGAGAUAAAUGUGAAUGAAACAGGUACAACCACUGACAACAAUAAUGCACUAGAAAACCAACAAGGAAAUGAAAAAUGUGCCCAAGAGUCUGAGCAGGAAGGAGCAGAGCUACUCCACCAUGGAAACAAAACCAGUUCCUUCUCUGUAGACCUGGUGGAUAUAAAGAAGAAAAUGCCAUUUUUAUAUUCAGGUGUUGAAUGUGAAGCCCAAGCGAGGACUGGCUGUAACCAGGCUUCUGAUGUAAUAGAGAUCAACAGUGAGGACUCCAGAGAAUCCAGUGAUGGAGGUGAGCCCCCUGAAACUUCCACCUCAGCAUUGAAAAGGAAGCCAGGUACUGUGGAUUUUGGAAACAACUCCAUUUCAGAAAAAGCCAAGAAGAGAAGAAUGAGAAGCAGAGGCAGAGAUAGAAUCCAGUCUCUGAAUAACAGAGUCCCAAGGAAAAGAAGCAAACCAAAAGGGACAAAAGCAGUCAACACCAGGCCUUUGAAAAGAAGCAGAAAAAGAGGUCCAAGAAUUCCCAGAGAUAAACAUAUGAACUUCAAACACUCUAUACUUACCGUGACCUGUGGUCCAGCAAAGGGGGAAUUAUAUAAAGAGAAAAUGAAACAAGGAAUCUCAGCAAAGUGUAUAAAGACAAAGAAUGGGAAGCAGCUCACCCUCAAGGAAUUUGAAAUUGAAGGAAACCACGAAAGGUCCAAGAAUUGGAGGCUGAGUGUGCGCUGUGAUGGAUAUCCCCUGAAAUACCUGAUUAAGAAAGGAUUUCUACCAGACCCACCGAGAACAAGAAAGAUAGUACCAGAUUCUCACAGUGAUAACAUUAUUGACCCAUAUCCAGAAAACUCAAAUAUAUGUGAGAUGUGCCAUAAAGGAGGAACGCUAUUUUGCUGUGAUACUUGUCCAAGAUCCUUUCAUGACUCAUGCCACAUCCGUCAUAUUGAUCCUGACAGGCUAGUGACACUUGAUCUCCUCUUGCCCUUCCUUCUUGUGGUAGAGCUCUUCCCACCAUGCACACUCAGCCUGCAAAGUUUAUCUGGUUGUAUGUGUCUUGAUGCAGAGGGAGCAGGGUCCUUAAGUAUCAGGAUCCAGAAUUAUGAUCCAGAGCUAUUUAACUGUACUGGCAGCAGUAGAUUCAUGGGAAGUGAAAAUUCCUCAAGUGGUUUUUAGGGGGAAUAGAAAGAGGUGUCACCACCACCUCCUCUGCUUUGUUCCCUAACCCAUACACUUUGAUGGGAUGGUGACACCGUGCAUUAGCUGCUAGUUGGAAGCAUAUACCACCUGCCUUGGGAACAUCUCAAAGCUGGCAAAGCUGGGGCUGUGAUGAGUCCUCUGAAGGCCAUCCCCACAGUCCACCAAAUCAGCUGACACUGGGUGACAGGGUCCAUAAUAAGACUCAUGAGUUCGAGGGUAAGUCCACUGCUACAUUUCCUCUGCUGUAAAAUGUAUCCUUGGUCAGAGGUGAUGGUAUGCAGGCUAACAUCGAGAUUGGUAAGGCAUCUAUAAAUGGUGGUGUGGGCAGAGGAUGUCUACCAGGAAUGUGUGUAUCCCCAUGAGGACAAAGCAUUGCCCUCCAUAAUGGGAGGAAUCUAACAUAACCCAGCUGCUCUCAGGUAGCUCUCAGGCAGUGGUGCCACCUCAGGGAUUUGGCAUAAACCUCUCU
Molecule: messenger RNA, 2364 nt
Organism: Myotis brandtii (Brandt's bat)
Lineage: Eukaryota; Metazoa; Chordata; Mammalia; Chiroptera; Vespertilionidae
Product: nuclear autoantigen Sp-100
Exons: 16
Coding region: 144-1871 (575 amino acids)
Biological process (GO): regulation of transcription by RNA polymerase II
Cellular component (GO): nucleus
Molecular function (GO): DNA-binding transcription factor activity, RNA polymerase II-specific; DNA binding
Source: RefSeq, a predicted model, not a curated record